This is a messenger RNA of Rhinolophus ferrumequinum (greater horseshoe bat), 6939 nucleotides long. RefSeq names its product elaC ribonuclease Z 1 (gene ELAC1). Gene Ontology annotation, molecular function: 3'-tRNA processing endoribonuclease activity. Gene Ontology annotation, cellular component: nucleus. The coding region runs from base 648 to 1739 and encodes 363 amino acids. Lineage: Eukaryota; Metazoa; Chordata; Mammalia; Chiroptera; Rhinolophidae. The record is from RefSeq and is a predicted model, not a curated record. The transcript has 4 exons.
GCAGGGCGCGCCGGAGGGGUUCGGGCCAGGGUCUGCGCCGCCGCCGCCCCCGCCCCCGCCCGGCCACCGUGUGGCCUGGGUCGCGCAGGCAAGCGCGCGCACUUUCUCCCGACUUGCGCGGCCCGGGCCCGCGCGGAGCACCCAGGCCCGGGAAGCGCCCCGGAGCGUAGACGCCCCUCGUCCACCCCCGCAGGCGGGAGCCUCCGCUGACCCGCCUUUCCGCCGCCGCCCACCCAUCCUUUUGGGAGACUGACACUGUCUUGGAAGAGAGCCUGGGCUCGCUAGUGGCCGGAGACCUGGCCUCUGGCCCUGACUCUGCCUUGGCCACUCACCCUAAGUCUCCAGGCCACGGCUCUUUAAUCUCUAAAAUGGAGGAUGGCGGUAUCUGCCCUCCCUGUACCACGGGGCUCGCAGGGUGGGCACUGCCUGCCUGGAACCUGAGUCUCAGCCCGGCAGCCUUGAGACUCGUUUGGGAAGCCUUCCAAAUGCUGAGGCACCAGAAUCACCGGGAGAUUGUGAUACGCGGCGGGGACUGAAAGCCACUGGCCCAGAGUGACAGUACUAUGGUCGUGUGCUGUGAUCGGUCAGAAUAUGCACUUCGUCCAAGGUUCAUCAUUGAUAGUCAUGAGAAAGCAAGCGGGUAGAAGAUGUCUAUGGAUGUGACGUUUCUGGGGACAGGCGCAGCAUACCCAUCCCCAACUCGGGGUGCCUCUGCCCUGGUCCUUCGGUGUGAGGGUGAAUGCUGGCUCUUUGACUGUGGGGAAGGAACCCAGACACAGCUUAUGAAAAGCCAACUGAAAGCAGGGAGAAUUACCAAGAUCUUCAUCACGCAUCUUCACGGAGACCAUUUCUUUGGCCUUCCUGGCCUCCUCUGCACAAUCAGCCUGCAGAGUGGCUCCACGGUCACCAAACAGCCUAUUGAAAUCUAUGGCCCUGCAGGGCUUCGGGAUUUUAUCUGGCAAACCAUGGAAUUGUCUCACACAGAGUUGGUCUUCCCUUAUGUGGUUCACGAGCUGGUGCCUACAGCAGAGCAGUGUCCCAUAGAGGAACUGAAAGAAUUUGCACACAUGAAUAGAACAGACAGCUUUUCCAAAGAGGGAAAAGGAAGAACUAUCCUAUUAGACUCAGAAGACAACUCAUACCUUCUGGUUGAUGAUGAGCAGUUUGUUGUAAAAGCAUUUCGCCUCUUUCACCGAAUUCCCUCCUUUGGGUUUUCAGUUGUGGAGAAGAAACGCCCAGGUAAACUCAAUGCACAGAAACUGAAAGACCUCGGUGUCCCGCCAGGUCCUGCCUAUGGGAAGCUGAAAAAUGGAAUUUCUGUUGUUCUGGAAAAUGGCGUUACAAUUUCUCCCCAAGAUGUCUUAAAAAAGCCCAUUGUUGGAAGGAAAAUCUGCAUUUUGGGUGACUGUUCUGGGGUUGUGGGUGAUGGAGGAGUGAAGCUGUGCUUUGAAGCAGACCUGUUGAUCCAUGAAGCGACCCUGGAUGACGCCCAGAUGGACAAAGCGAAGGAGCACGGCCACAGCACGCCUCAGAUGGCAGCCGCCUUUGCGAAGCGGUGCCGAGCAAAGAGGCUGGUUCUCACUCACUUCAGUCAGAGGUACAAACCAGUGGCCUUGGCCAGAGAAGGAGAAACAGAUGGCAUUGUAGAACUGAAAAAGCAAGCGGAAUCGGUGUUCGAUUUCCAAGAAGUGACUCUAGCAGAAGAUUUUAUGGUGAUUGGCAUUCCGAUCAAAAAAUGAAAGCCAUGUUCCUGAAUGCAUAUGCCCUGUCUAUCCACACGUUACUGAACCUGCAGUCAAGUUUGUUGUUGUUGCUGUUGUCAUUGUGGUUUGGGUCUAAAAUUAUUUGGGUCCUAAUAAUCCUAAGAAAUACGGAGCUGCAUCGCUGAACAGACUCCGCAGGGAGAGGGAGCAAACUUUUUGAUAAUAAAUCAUUUUAAAAAGAAAACAAAAAACAGCAUCCUUUUUAAAGUCCAACUUGGACAAAAUGAUAGACUAGUCAGGUACAUUUCGUGUUGUGUGGCUGCUGCUUCAGAUACACGCCAGGACCCCGUCCAAUCCUGGGCUCAGCUUCUGCCUAGCUUCAUUGCUGUUGUUGGCAAGGUACACAGGGGUUGGCCCUCUCGGCUAAAAAUGGUAUUUGGCUGUUUGUGUUGAAUCUUUUCGUGUUAUUAACAGAAGAGAGAGAAGUGUAAGGAGACAUUGGACGUGCAGAAUUGAAGCUGGCAUGUUCAGUCUUGAAUUCUUUGCUCGAAUACUGAAUGCAGGGGCGGGCUAGGUGUUUAUCCUUCAAUUAAUAUGUUAUUGAACUUUCCGGUUUGCUCUGAACCUGUGGUUCUCCUCAGAGGAUGAUACCACUCCCCUAGAUGGAGUUUUCAAAUUGUUGAGGAUGUUUCUUGUCAAAAUGAGUGGGGGUCGGGGGAGAGCCCUACUGGUAUUUAGUCAGUAGGAGCCAGGGAUGCUAGAUCCUGCAAGGUUUGGGUCAAUCCUGUACGAUGAAGAAUUAUCUCACCCUAAAAUACAAAUUGCAGGUACGUAGCAACUUAAAACUUAUUCUCCCCUGUGAAUAUACUUUAUCAAAAUUGGUGACAUAAUGAGUUGAAUUAUUGACAUAAUUGUUGAAUUCUACAACAAAUCCUGAAGAAGUAGCUAAGUAAAUAUGUUGGGAUUAGAAUGUCAUAUCAAAUGUUACUUGACAGAAAUGAGCCAUGAGCUGGAGCUUAUGAAUCCAGAGGUAAAGAAAUGAUAUCUAUUUUCAACUGAGGUUUAAUUUAGGUGUUCCUUUUAAUAAUUCUUUGAGUACAAUUUUAAUAAGUGUUCUUUCUAGAAUAGCUUUUCCUUCUGAGGUGUCUUCUACCUCCCUUCUGUCUGCCAUGGGUUAUCUCUGAGUCAUUGGUCCCACAAUAUUUCUCAAAAUGUGUUACAUGGAAAGCUAAUCAGUUCAAAAGGGCUGAUUCAUUCAAAAGGGCUCCCUAAUCAAAUCAGUUUGGGAAACCCUUUAUGCUAUGUGUUUCUCUGGGAGUGUUCUAGUGUCCAUUGAUAUAUUAAAAACAGUACUGCUGGAGUGGUCCGAAACCAGUCUUCCGUGCCAAGUAGACCUGACUUCAGAGUCCCAUUGUGUACCUUCUCGUGGUACCUGUGCAGUCUGGAGCAAAUUACUUUCUCUGAGCUUCUGCUUGCUUAUCUCUAAAAUGUGAAAAAUAAUACCUAUGUCCUAGGAUCAUUGUGAAGCUUAAAUAAGGCAGUGCCUCAGAAGAAUGUAGCACUUUGCUUAAAAGCACUGAGAAGUCCUGCAGUCCUGAGUCUCUCAGCUCUACUGAACCCCACUUUUAGUCCUGUUUCAUAUAUUCUUUAUUAUCAUCUCAAGAACCUAGUAUUUUAUAGUACACGUAUUUGGAAGUAUUGUCACGUGUACACUAUUAAGUUUCUUUGGGUUCUGGGGUUUCUUUAGUAAAAAAAAAAAAAAAAAAAAGACUCCUGGAUAGUUCUGGAGUCCCUAAAGUAGUGAUAAUCAAGAUGGGUCUAGUUCCUCAAGACCUCAAUCAUUCUGAAGCAGCCUCCAGAAGGGUCUGAUCUGGCUCUAGGCUCUCGGCCUGCCAAAGUACCAGAUUUUGACUAGCCUUAAACUUGGUUUCUGAACUCAGUUCAAACAAGCAUUUAUUAGACACUUAGUGUGUGCCCAAAUCUGCAUAAGACAGAAUGGCUAGUACUAGUACCUCUACUGCAUGGAGCUUUUGAGGGUGAAGACUGUGUAUCUUAGUCACCUCUACAUUCUCAGAAAUACCCACCCAUGGUAAGCAUUCAGAAACGUUUACCAAAUGAAACGAGGUCUUGAUAUUGUGAGCGUAUGAACUUUAGGACCUAAAGUUCAGGACCUGUGCCUAGCCCAUUUCAUUACUGUAUUUGUCCAGAAAAUUUUACCCAGUUGGUGGUGCCCCAUUCACUGAGUACCAACCAAGUACCAGGCUUUACUGCGUUGGGAGUAUGUAAAGGAACAUAAGACAAAAUUCCCAGGCUCACUGUCUAAGUGGUUGAGACAGAUAAGUAAACAAAAGUAAACAGGCAGCUCUAAUCCUGUGGCCUGGCACUCAGUUUGCUGUUCCUGAGCAUUAUUUGGUAGCUGACCUGAACUGUGCCCUUAGAAUCAGGCUCUAUUAAUACAUGUGGGCUAAGCCCUCAGAGACCAUAGGAAUGUGGGAAUGAAUUGAUACGUUGGAUCAAGUGUAGGGUAACAGUCCACAGUGAGAAUUCUUUCUUGGACUCUUUUGGCCUAGAAUUUGUUCUUAAUGGUAGGACACACUCUAAGAAUUUGUGGAGCUAGAGUUAAGAAUGAAACGUAUAUUGGACUUCCCAGAUCCUGUAUUCUGCUUGUGGUUGUAGGACUCUAAGAAGGGAUUAGAAUAUGUAUUGUGCCUGAACUUAUUCAAUCACUGCGUCCUCUAUUGGCAAGGAACAUCUUGGAACCCUGAGAAAUGCUGUUGUUCCUUAAUACUUCCCAAAAUUAUUAUAUUUCUAGUUUUUACCUGCACCAUUGAUUAAGGUAAUGAAUUCUAUAUCUACACUCAGUUGGCAGGAAUCCACAAGUAACUGCUUGCUUUAGAUAAAAAAUAUGCACUUUCCAGUUCUCAAAAGGUGUUUAGACUUGCCCAAGUGGACCCCAAAUCAGCUGUUUCUAAUACUCAUGCCUCGUUAAUAUACUUUCAAUGAACUUUUAAUCAUACAAGCAGCAUAUGCUCAGUAGAGAAUUUUUUAAAAAAAGAUUCAAGAAAAGAAGGUGAUGACCCCGAAUUCCACCCACCAGAGAGCUACCACUUCUGGCCCAGUGGUCCUACAGCUGAAGUACGAGUCAGUAUUCCUCAAGGUCGUAUGGAGGUAGGCAAGUGUGUAAGGAGACAGAGAUCCUUGGGCUCUGAUUACAAAGAUGAAUUCAGUAGUUCUGGGGUGCGACCCAAGAAUCUGCAUGUAUAAAUAAGCCCAUCCUCUCCCGUUAUUCUGAAGUAUAUGGGUGACAGAUCACAAUGGGAGAAAAAACUCUCUUUUUUCUGUGCACUAAAAAAAUUGGAAUGUGUAUAGAUACUUUAUGUAUAUAUAUAUAUAAACAUAUAACAUAUUUACAUGUGUGUAUAUUAUACACAUGCAUAUUUUUACAUGUACGUUGACCUCGACUGUUUUUCUCAUUUAACAUUAUGAGCAUUUUCCCACAGCAUUAACUGUUCUUUGAAAGCAUGAAUUUAAUGAUUUUAUAUUAUUCCAGUCUAUGGUUGUAACAUAAUUUAACCAUUGUCCUAAUUUGGGGGCAUUGAGAUUGUUUUCCGUUAUGUGUAAAUUAUGUACUAUUUGAAUAAUAAUAUGAAUAUUCUCGGGCGUAAAUCUUUGUAUCUCUGAGUAUUUCUUGAGGAUUGACUUCUCUGAAGAUCAAAACAUCUGACUUACGUUUUUAGACUCUGGAUAGGAAUCUCCCAUUUGUUUUCUAGCCCACACUCUGCCGCAGCCUGACAGGGGCCCGUUUCAUUGCUCCAUCAUAGACGAUAAUGGAGUCUCAUCAAUUAAUGACCUUUAGGUCACGUCUCUUUCAAGACAUUUGUCUUAUAAAAUUGUUUUUGCCUCCUAGUACAAAUAACUAGUAUGUCUUUCAAUUAGCACAUGUAAUUCAACUGUGAUUUUUUUUAUAAUAUUCUUAAUCCAACUUAAAAAUUUGGUCGUUUUUACUUAAAGGGAUAUAAAAAUCCUUACUGCUACAAACAUGUUCAUGACAGCUGUACAGUGAAGGUACUUUUGUCUUCACAAAGGUAUAAAUUUAUAAUGAAAUGUACUGAUUCUGUCCUUAUUGAUGGAUGGAUUUUUCAAGUAAUGAAUGAGUCAGUAUUUUUUUUCUUAUAUGAACAGAAUAAAAAGGAAACGCUGGUAAUGCUCUGAAUGUUUGCUCUCGGCAGGAUAAGAAUAGACGUAAGGAGGGGUGUGGCAGGGCAUGGGGCAAGAUCAAGAACGAUAUUUUCUUCCAUAGUAGGAACUAAACAAUAUUUAAAACUGAAAAAUAAAUAGCACUUUAAGCAUAUUAUGUUUUUUUAAAAAGGAGGGGAGGGUAGUAAAUACCAAAUGAGUAGUUAAGAGUGGAGGAGGGCUCCUUAGGGAAGGCGCAAGGGGUCUGUGAGGGGCAGUCAGAGGACUACUAUUUUUCAUAAGCCUAAUAGGACUAGUGCUGUUUGAUAUAUUGAACUAUUUAUGCGUGUUUGUAUUCAUUUAGCUUAACAAUUACAUUAAAACACAUACACAUAGAUAAGAUACUGCUCUGAAUAAUUGUAUCAAUUGCUGGUCUCCAACUUUUUUCAAAAUGUAAAUCUGAGCCUAGUACCAGCCCCAUCCCCUUCUUGAAACUUCUUAAUGGCCUUGCCUUAGCCACCCUGUCCAACCUUUUUCACAAUGCCACUCACUUUUGCAGCUCCAACUUCUCUUAGUCCUUUGUGGGAGGUUUCUGUUCUUGCACAGCCUUGGCACAGGCGGCUCCUCUGCUCCCUGGACCUGGAAUGUUCUUUCUCCUCUCCCCAUGUUAACCCCUACUGGGCCUUAUGAUCACUGCUGUCACAUCCUUUUGGAAGUCCUGGACGUCACCUGUUGGGAGCAUGUUCUUCUCACAGCACCUGCAACCCACCUUCCUGGUGCUUGUCCCUUUAUAUUUUCAUGUUGCUUGUGUGAGUAUUUGAUGUUUCUCUUUCUCACUAGAACUGUAAGCUUCCCAAGAGCAAAACUGUCUUUUUUGUUUCCCUGUGUGCCCUAGCUCUUAGCUCAGUGCCUGGAACAUAUGAGGCACUCAAUAAAUGGUGACUGGCUCAAUUUUCCUUGACAUCCUGUUAUUCUAUUAAGAUGGAAUACCUCGUUCUCCUAGGGAUGUUUCCUGAUUAAUAAAAAUAACAAACAAAAAUCCCCACCUUUAAUCUCUGAA